This is a messenger RNA of Yamadazyma jaroonii, 807 nucleotides long. The record is from the annotation of a GenBank genome assembly. NCBI's taxonomy places the organism in Eukaryota, Fungi, Ascomycota, Pichiomycetes, Serinales, Debaryomycetaceae.
AUGUUUAAGAACUGGGCUAAAUUAAAAGAUAAGGUCAAAAGAUCGUUGGAAGAGUUAAGCAGGAACCUUGAACAACUGUACCCUCAAAGGGUACCAGUUAGAGUACCUGUACCUCAACCAACACCCAAAAAGUUCCGUAGAUUUUAUCUGACAUCGAUUACCCCCAGCGCAUUGACUCCCAUUCAUGAUGAUCUCCUAAAAUUUCAACGAUUUAUUCCAAAUUCAAUCUCCAAAUUCAUUCCUAAAUAUUCAGUAUCACUGUUUCGUCAUAAUAAUUCCAAUUUUAAACCAGUCAUAGGUAUAAAAGCAUCGUUUUUACCCCCAAUAUCCAUCAUCCUGUUGAUUAAAUCCAUUAACACUUACGAUAGAUCGAAUUUUUAUGAUUCCAUCACUAAGAAAUAUCAACCUAUGGGAUGUAAUAUUCAAAUCAGUCAUUCAGAACCCAAAGUAGAGAAAUUUAAUGAUUUAGAGAACUUAUCAUCAAUUUUGGCUUCAAAAAUUGAUAGUUUAAAGCAAACUUUAAAUGAUGUUAACAGUUUAUUGAACAUAGGUAACUUACCAGUAUCUACCAAAAACGAUAAAAUCGUCAUUCAUUUCAAUAAUCUGUUAAAAAGUGAAGUUAGAAAUUUAUUAAUCGAUCACAACAUCAACUAUUAUCCCAUUAAAGAUAAUAAUGUGAAUUUGAAAGAUUUAAACAAUGGCUUAUAUGAAGAAAGUCACAUUAACGAGAUCAAUAACGAGGUCAAUAACGAUAUUAGGGUUAAGUUCGGGUUAGAUAAUUAUUCAAUUGAUUCCAAUUCAAUCUAG